This is a messenger RNA of Parnassius mnemosyne (clouded apollo), 1911 nucleotides long. The record is from the annotation of a GenBank genome assembly. NCBI's taxonomy places the organism in Eukaryota, Metazoa, Arthropoda, Insecta, Lepidoptera, Papilionidae.
AUGAAGCGAGUUUUAUAUUAUCUCGCCAAAAUGGCGGACGCGUCGUUUUCUGUGCGCGCAAUGAAAAUACCCGAUAAUCUGUAUGAGUUGUGCCUAACAAAUUUAGUGAACUAUUUGCAGAAAUUAAAGUGCGAGCGAAAUGAUUUGCGAUCGCUGCCUGACAGUAUCCUCAUGGAUAUUUAUUACAAGAUGCUGCAGGAGAAGCGUCUAUGCAUACUGGGCGCUGAGCUCUCCGAAUUGGAUAUAUUCGAGCGACUCCUACGCUUCACCGGCGCACAGCUCCGCCUACUGCAGUGCUUUCAGGCCGUUAUAGAACACGGGUCGAAGUUGUCGUCGGAACUCGCAAGUGCAUACGUUGCGAGGUGUGAAGCCGCAGUGCAUUCCAGAGAUCACCUCAUUCAGCUAGGAUUAAGGCUAGGCGGUUUCUUCAAUGAAGCCGGCUGGUACGCGGACGCGGAGAGGGUAUUGCUGCGAUGCCAGCAGCUGUGCCAAGCUCAGCCACAGUCGGCGCGCUACAGGAGGCUCACACUAGAGUGCUGCCACAGAUUACUAAACACACAAUCAGCGUACUGCUGCUUCCCGGCUGCAGCAGAAACGUAUGCCUUAUCCUUACGCCUGCUGGGUUUGCCCGAAAAUAUCACUGAGGACUUGAGCUCCAAGCCAUCCACUCUGCUCGACGAAUGCCUUCAAUCACUCGAAGCUGAUAGUGAAGAUGACGGAAGUAACAGGCCGGCGGCGUGCCUGGCGGCGGGCUGCGCGGCGGGGUGCGGCGGCGCCGUGCUGCUGGCGCGGCUGUGCAAGGAGUUCAGCGCGCUGUACUUCGUGCGCUGCGACUACGGCGCCGCGCACGCCUGGAGCAUGCGCGCGCUGGCCCUGCUCACGCCGCACACGCCCGCCAGGGUGUGCGUGGAGGUGCUGCGCGCGUGCGGCAAGGCGUGCGUGGUGAAGCGGCGCUUCGCGGCGGCCGGCCUGCUGCUGCGCCAGGCCGUGGCGCUCGCGCGCCGCGCGCUCGGCCCGCGCCGCCCCGCGCACGCGCACGCGCUGCUCGACUACGGCUUCUACCUGCUCAACGUCGACUCCAUCGCGCGCAGCGUCGCCGUCUACGAGGAAGCACUGACGACAUUACGGCGCGUGUUUGGGCGCAGCAGCCUGCACGUGGCCACGGCGCAGGAGGACCUGGCCUACGCGCUCUACGUGCUGGAGUACUCCUCGGGACGCUUCUACAAGGCCAGGGAUCACGCCGAGAGGGCGAUCAGAAUUAUCGAGAACUUAGUACCUCCUGAUCAUCUCCUACUGGCGUCAGCGAAGCGCGUGAAAGCUCUCAUCCUGGAAGAGAUAGCGCUCGAUACUCCAGCAGGACAGGAUAUGAGUGAGCCAAGCCUGCUGGAGGAGUCCGAAGCGCUGCACAAGGCGGCGCUGGCGCUCUCCACGCUGGCCUUCGGCGAGAAGAACGUGCAGACCGCCAAGCACUACGGCAACCUCGGCAGACUGUACCAGAGCAUGCAGAAGUUCCAGGAUGCGGAAACGAUGCACUUGAAGGCUAUCGCGAUAAAGGAGGAACUGCUGGGCGCCGAAGACUACGAGGUGGGGCUGAGCGUGGGCCACCUGGCCUCGCUCUAUAACUACCACAUGAACAUGCACUGCGCCGCGGAGAAACUCUAUCUGCGCUCCAUAGCCAUUAGUCUGAAGCUAUUUGGCGAGCGGUACUCGGGGCUGGAGUACGACUACCGCGGGCUGGUGCACGUGUGCACGCAGCUCAAGCGGCACGAGCGCGCCGAGCACUACUCCGCGCUGCUCCAGCGCUGGCACGAGCUGCGCGAACAGUCGAAGACGGAGCAGCAACCGGCGCUGGGCGACGAACAAGUCCUGCCGCUCGACGAGCUGCGCGCCAAGCUCCAGCUGCAGCACUGA